AUGUUCUUUGUGCAUCGCAUUGCUAGCAACAACAAUAUGCCGCAGCGUUCGCUUAGUCCGGCUACAACAGCAACAACAACAACAACCAUCCGCAGCUGCAGCAGUCCCGCCAUUUCGGAGAUCUCUGUAGGCUCGCCCAGUCCGCCACCGACGAGCAUGCAACGCACGCUAAAUCUGAAACGUUUGCGUCUUCUCCGCACCCCCACGCCCCUUCAGCAACAGGCCGCAGCGGCCAAGUGCAACAAAUCUCAGGCAGGUGAACGCAUCAAAAGCUUUAGCAUUGCGGACAUUCUAGGACGGCCCGAUGACAGACCUUCACCAGCAACCAUACCUGCAUCCAGUUUGCUUAGCGAGCGUCUGGCUGCCCCCAACCAUGGAGCCAAGUUGGCGCCACCACUGAUCGCACCAGCCCCUACUCUGCUCUGGGAUGCUGCCACUCGUGGCGCCGUACCCACUCUGCAUCCCUUCCUCUCGCCCGCUCUCCUGCACAGCUAUGAGCAGCGUCUGGCCUGGGACUAUCAGCGGCAGCUGCAGGAACACUUUCAGGCGCAGGCGCAAAUGCUGCGCCAAAUGAGCAUGGAUCCCGCCAUAAUACCCUCCGAGGACGGCUCUGAGCGUUCCCAGCGCUCCAGCAGCAGCAAUGGCAGCACCGAUUGCUGCUCCACCACAGAGCCCACGGCUGUGACAGAGACGGUUAGCGUUGAGGAGGACAAGCGAAAGCAUUCGAACACAAUUGGAAAUGGGAAUUCGUCAAAUCCUGCGGCUAGUGAUACACCGCUGGAUGCCCUCUUUCAGCUGUCCACCAAAAAUUUUGAUGAAGAGCAAGAUCCCGCCACACUCAACAUUUUCGCCACACGGCCCAAUCCGAAGAAGAAGCGCAAAUCGCGCACCGCCUUCACUAAUCAACAGAUAUUUGAGUUGGAAAAGCGCUUCCUAUACCAAAAAUAUUUAUCGCCCGCCGAUCGAGACGAAAUUGCCGCCGGCCUGGGUCUCUCAAAUGCGCAGGUUAUCACCUGGUUUCAAAAUCGACGGGCCAAGCUGAAGCGGGACAUGGAGGAGCUGAAAAAGGAUGUGGCAAGCGUGAAACAAUUACCCGACCAGUCAGCAGACAGCCGCCGCAACCACCACAACCACAGCAACAGCAACAACAACAACAGCAGCAGCUCCAACAGCGCGGAUAAGGAGGAGCUGCGCAUGCUGAAGCUGAUGACUCUGAUGCGUUAUUCGGAUGGCAAGCUGCUAUAUCCCCAGCCCCCACCACCACCACCA
This is a messenger RNA of Scaptodrosophila lebanonensis, 1269 nucleotides long. RefSeq names its product homeobox protein DLL-3. The record is from RefSeq and is a predicted model, not a curated record. Gene Ontology annotation, biological process: regulation of DNA-templated transcription. Gene Ontology annotation, molecular function: DNA binding; DNA-binding transcription factor activity, RNA polymerase II-specific. The transcript has 5 exons. The annotation marks the transcript as partial. NCBI's taxonomy places the organism in Eukaryota, Metazoa, Arthropoda, Insecta, Diptera, Drosophilidae.